Maudiozyma barnettii is the source of this 1116-nucleotide messenger RNA. It is a transcript of the gene IWR1, whose product is annotated as Iwr1p. The record is from RefSeq and is a predicted model, not a curated record. Gene Ontology annotation, biological process: protein import into nucleus. The coding region runs from base 1 to 1116 and encodes 371 amino acids. Gene Ontology annotation, cellular component: cytoplasm. Lineage: Eukaryota; Fungi; Ascomycota; Saccharomycetes; Saccharomycetales; Saccharomycetaceae. The transcript has a single exon.
AUGACAAAAGCCCCAGAAUUUAUUAGAGUGAAAAGAAGGAGAGAUGAGGGAUCUGUACAUGCACUUCUAAUCGAUGAAGACAAGAGAGUUAAGAGGGCUAAAUACGUAUUUAAACUCCAAAAGACAAUAAAUGAAAAUUCAUAUGAGAACGAAAAAGAAACAAAUACUCCCUUAUUAAAACUAACUAAUGAUGAUGGUCGACAUUUUGUCUUGGAGCAACACAAGAGAAAAAGAGGUAAAACUGAUAGUGAUAACGAGAUUGAACCACAAUUGGAUAAACAUGGCGACCAUACAGAUAAACUACCGACAGAUAUUGCUCAAAUGGUUAGUAGUUAUUUGAAAUUACAAACAAAUAAUGAUUCCUCUCAACUAGGCUCAAAUCAACGAAAGAAACCAACCAAAAAGAGAUAUCUAAACUCUGUAGCAUCCCUACCAAGUCAAGAUUACGUUUACGAUAUUUAUCACUUGGAGAUGGUUCCUGAUACUGAAUUGUUAACAUAUGACGGCGAUAAUAGUGUUGGGUUUGUGAAGAUUGUUAACAAAUAUAUUGAUUUACUUCCCGAUGAUGAAGAAUACUCUGAUUCUCAAAUAAAAUCUGACGACGAAGACUCCAAUGAUGAAAAUUAUUAUCAAAAUGAUUAUCCUGAAGAUGAAGAUGAUGACAGAUCAAUCCUUUUUGGUGAAGAAGGUGAAGGGAUUGCUGACGAGGAAGAUGAAUUGAGUAAAAGUCAACAAGUAUCUGAAUUACAGAAAUGGGGGGUUGUACCUUCGAAUGUAGAGGAAUGGGAAGAAUCGAAGAGUGGCGAUCAAACAGUUAACAACGCCAACGAAUAUGCUGAAUUGUUUAAUAAAUAUGAAGAAAGUGAAAAUAUCUUAUAUUCGAUCAAUAAAAAUCAUGUUGUGGAUGUUGACAUGGAUAAUACACGACAAGUUUAUUAUGACGAAGAUGACCAUAUUGAGAUAAAUGAUACUAUCCGUAAUGCUAGUGCUGAAAAUGAUAAUGAUGACAACUAUGAAUACGAAAGGAAUACGUUCUUUGAAACCGAUAGAGAUGAUCCUCUGGCCCAGCACAGAGACAAGAUUUUUGGCGAAUUACAAAGGAAAAUAAAUGAGUAA